AUGAGUUUCCCCCCUGCGCCCUCCCUUCCCCCAAUUCCCCCCCUACUUCCCCUUGUUUUCCCCUUUUGCUUCCCGUGCUUUUCGCCCCUGCAUCCCCUCUUUCCCCCCCCUGCGUCCCUUCCUUUCUCCCCAUGCAUCCACCCCUUUCCCCCCUUGCUUCCCCUCCUUUUCCCCCCUCCAUCCCCUCCUUUUCCCCCCGUGUUUCCCCUCUUUCCCCCCGUGUUUCCCCUCCUUCCCCCCCGUGUUUCCCCUCCUUCCCCCCGUGUUUCCCCUCCUUCCCCCCCGUGUUUCCCCUCCUUUUCCCCCCGUGUUUCCCCUCCUUCCCCCCCUUUUUCCCCUCCUUUCCGCCCCUUCCCCUCCUUUUCCCCCUUGCUUCCCCUCCUUUCUCCUCUUGCAUCCCCUCCUCCGUUCUCCCACUGCUUCCCCUCCUUUCCCCCCCUUGCAUCCCCUCCUUUCCCCCCAUUUUCCACUUUCCACCUCCAGUACCGUACUACCAACGCGCUGCUCGCCCCAUCUCCGCCUCACCCCAUCUCCGCCUCACCCCAUCUCCGCCUCACCCCAUCUCCGCCUCACCCCAUCUCCGCCUCACCCCAUCUCUGCCUCACCCCAUCUCUGCCUCACCCCAUCUCUGCCUCACCCCAUCUCUGCUUCUCUUCCCUUUCUCUCCCCAUCCAUCCCCUACGCAUCCCUUCUCUCCCCCCAUCCAUCCUCUACGCAUCCGUUCUCUCCCCAUCCCUCCUGCAGGUUUGGGGCAGUGUGGACGGACGGCAACGGGCAUAUUUGCUAUGCAGAAAUGAAUGUGGUGCUGCUGGAGUUGACCUCCAAUGA
This is a messenger RNA of Closterium sp. NIES-65, 828 nucleotides long. The record is from the annotation of a GenBank genome assembly. Lineage: Eukaryota; Viridiplantae; Streptophyta; Zygnematophyceae; Desmidiales; Closteriaceae.